Messenger RNA from Diorhabda sublineata, 360 nucleotides. Its product is annotated as endocuticle structural glycoprotein ABD-5-like. The coding region runs from base 1 to 360 and encodes 119 amino acids. The record is from RefSeq and is a predicted model, not a curated record. Gene Ontology annotation, cellular component: chitin-based extracellular matrix. Gene Ontology annotation, molecular function: structural constituent of chitin-based larval cuticle. Lineage: Eukaryota; Metazoa; Arthropoda; Insecta; Coleoptera; Chrysomelidae. The transcript has 3 exons.
AUGGAUACAUUGGUAUUGUGGAUUUUCGUAAUGUUAUUUGUUGUAUCAAGUUGCCAGUAUCCUAAAUCUCGGGAAAACAAUUACCCGAAGUUUCCAAAUUACAGAGAAACCAAAAUUGUGAAGCAAGAAAGUAACAUAGGACUCCCAAAUUACAAUUUCUCUUAUGAAACAAGCGAUGGAUCUCGAAGAGAAGAAGCGGCAGUACUCAAAGAUACCGGUAAUAAAAAAGAAGCGGUACUGGCGGUUAGCGGUUCAUAUACUUACGUAGGUACAGACGGUGUGACUUAUAAAAUUACCUACGUUGCCGACGAGAAUGGUUACAGGGCCUCCGGAGAACAUUUGCCAACAAAUAAACAAUAG